Messenger RNA from Hydractinia symbiolongicarpus, 1341 nucleotides. RefSeq names its product syntenin-1-like. The transcript is spliced from 9 exons. Lineage: Eukaryota; Metazoa; Cnidaria; Hydrozoa; Anthoathecata; Hydractiniidae. The record is from RefSeq and is a predicted model, not a curated record. Bases 115 to 1005 code for a protein of 296 amino acids. Gene Ontology annotation, cellular component: cytoplasm; plasma membrane. Gene Ontology annotation, molecular function: protein binding.
AACUUUUUCUUCCAAUCAAAUAUAGCUGGAAGUUUGUAGCUACAACUAAAGGGCAGUUAAAGUUUUAUAAUAUUUCUUAAAUUCUAACAAUUAUUUUAUAAACAACUUAACAAAAUGUCUCUUUAUCCUUCUCUUGAAGAUAUGAAAGUUGAUCAUAUGGCUAAGGCCCAGGCGCAUGUUGCCCAACAGCAACAGCAACAACAGCAUGCUAUAGCAGCACAACCAGGAGCACAGGCACAGGCUAUGCCAAUGCCAUCUGGUGGGUUAUAUCCUUCUCUUAACGAUUUUAUGGGUCUGCAACUUACACAAGAAAGUAUUAGAUCACACAUGCCAGAAACUGGACAGCAAGUUGUUCAAUAUCAACCGGCAUCUAGUUCUAUGGUUGCACCUGUAACGGGCCAACAAAAUGUUGGAUUAAUGCGUUCAGAAAUCAAACAAGGUAUUCGACCAGUUGUUACAUGUAAAGAUGCUAAGGGAAAACUUGGUCUUCGUGUUCAACACAUCAACAAAGGAGUUUUUGUAUCAUUUGUACAAAGAGAUUCACCUGCUGCUUUGGCUGGCCUCCGCUUCGGUGAUCAAAUUUUGCAAAUCAAUGGUACAACAAUUGCUGGAUUUGAUCGUGAAAAGGUUAUGAAUUUGAUCAAGAAAUCAUCUCCUGAACGAAUUGAGAUAGCUGUUAGGGAUCGGCCUUUUGAAAGAGCUAUCACACUACAAAAGGACAGUGCUGGUCAUGUUGGUUUUGUAUUUAAGAAUGGAAAAAUCACUUCUAUUGUGAAAGACUCAUCUGCAGCCAGAAAUGGACUGUUGAUCGAGCACAAUCUGCUUGAAGUUCAUGGUCAAAACGUUGUUGGAUUAAAGGACAAAGAAAUAUCAGAAAUCCUUAAAAGCAGCGAUCGCACAAUAACUAUUACUAUUAUGCCAUCAUUCAUUUAUGAACAUAUGGUCAAAUGCAUGUCAGACAGUCUUGUCAAAAAGAAGAUGGACCACUCGAUUCCAGAUUUAUAAAGAUCCGGAAUAACUUGUAAACACCGUCACUGUUCCGUUAAAAAAAGAAGAAAUAAGAAAAUAGAAAAUAAAAGACUUUGUAAAUAGCUCGCAUAUUUUUAUAAAGGAGUUCUUAGCAGAACUGUAUAAUGGUGAUGGAGGAAGAACUCUUAGUUUUACUGACAUGACGACUUAAAAAAAAAAAAUUAAAAAGUUUCUUAAAAUUUGAUGAUUCUAACCUGAAGUAAUAUGUGAUACUUUGUUGUGUUCGUUAGCUUUUAAUGACAUCAUUACCACUACUUUUAUGAACUUAUUAAAUGUAAAUUGAUGGAUGAUGAAAAAAACUCUUAUGUCGUA